AUGAGAGAUGGCCUGGAGCAGGGCGGUGGCGCGUGGUCCGUCCUGGUCGACGGGCUCGGGUCGCCCUCUGCUAGGCCGCCGUUCGCCGUGUUCACCGAGAGCAUCAACCUGGACACGUCGGAGGGAGAGCUUCACGACGCGUACAUCCGGCUAUAUCGACGGGCCGUGUCGGCCGCCACCGACGGACAGCGGGGGGACGCGCCCGACGAGGGAGAGACCCUGGUCAGCUAUAACCUCGCCAUGACCAAAAGCACGCUCGCGCUGGUGCCCCGAGUCGCAGAGGGCGGUAGGGUUACGGACGACAAGGGAGACGUUGUUGGUUCCCUGGCACUGAAUGGAACGGUCCUGGCUGGUACGGCCCUCGUCAAGAGUGAGGCUGAGUGGGAUGCGCUGAGGGGAAAUAAGGAUGAACUUGCUGCUAUCCUGAGUCACAUUGGCAUUCCCGUCGAAAAGGUCAGGUUGUAA
This is a messenger RNA of Geosmithia morbida, 465 nucleotides long. Its product is annotated as sulfate adenylyltransferase (ADP) / ATP adenylyltransferase. Lineage: Eukaryota; Fungi; Ascomycota; Sordariomycetes; Hypocreales; Bionectriaceae. Gene Ontology annotation, biological process: nucleotide metabolic process. The transcript has a single exon. The record is from RefSeq and is a predicted model, not a curated record. Bases 1 to 465 code for a protein of 154 amino acids. Gene Ontology annotation, molecular function: ATP:ADP adenylyltransferase activity; ATP binding.